Messenger RNA from Xiphias gladius (swordfish), 675 nucleotides. RefSeq lists its product as uncharacterized. The coding region runs from base 1 to 600 and encodes 199 amino acids. The record is from RefSeq and is a predicted model, not a curated record. Gene Ontology annotation, cellular component: caveola. The transcript is spliced from 3 exons. Gene Ontology annotation, molecular function: molecular adaptor activity. Lineage: Eukaryota; Metazoa; Chordata; Actinopteri; Istiophoriformes; Xiphiidae. Gene Ontology annotation, biological process: caveola assembly.
AUGAUGAUGGUAAGCGACGACUGUCUUGUGGAGUGUAAGAUCGAUGAUGACAGCGAUGAAGAGGAUGGAGGAGGAGAAGAGAUGAACACUCCUCCUCCUCCUCCAGAGUUUGCAUCCAAAGCCCCAACUCUGGCACCCAAACUUCCGACCCUCCCCGUGGCCCCGGCUACGCCCACACCUACCCAUCCUGUCAACAGGGACCCUUAUGGCAUCAACAAGCACCUACAGGUGGAGGUAAGUGACGUGCUGGCAGAACCUGCUACACCCCGUAGCAUGGACGGAGUGUGGCUUUACAGUGUCACUGGGUUUGAGAGGUCUCGUGUCUGGACGUACCGCUGCCUUACCUCGCUGCUUGCCGUGCCCUUCGCUCUCCUCUGUGGCAUUUUCCUGGCCAUUCUUGCUUGUCUACACGUCUGGUUUGUGGUGCCAUGCAUACAGCUAGGCAACACCUUCCUGCCAUGCCUGCGGUCCUUGUGUCUGUGUGUGGUGAACGUUUUCAUCACUCCCUUUUGCACGUCUCUCGCACUCUGCUGCAGUCAAAUUGCCAUUUCACUGUCGAACGAGGACUGGCAUCAAAUGAGGGACAAAGAGGCGGUGUGAGUGUGAGGCAUAGCAAGUGAUAUCGAAUAAGUGAGUGACUGAGUGAGUGGGAGAGAGAGAGAGUGAGAAUUUCGU